Molecule: messenger RNA, 1872 nt
Organism: Homarus americanus (American lobster)
Lineage: Eukaryota; Metazoa; Arthropoda; Malacostraca; Decapoda; Nephropidae
Product: inactive hydroxysteroid dehydrogenase-like protein 1
Exons: 8
Coding region: 49-1026 (325 amino acids)
Cellular component (GO): endoplasmic reticulum
Molecular function (GO): oxidoreductase activity
Source: RefSeq, a predicted model, not a curated record
CCCUCUCACUCAGUGCGGCAGUGCCUCCACGGGUGACAACAAGUGAACAUGGGCUGCGACGCCUUGAUCCCAGGUUUGGGUGAUUUCGAGUACGUGCUGACGGUUGUGGGCCUUCUGUACGUUGUGAAGUUAGCCAUUCAGACUCUGUGGGCCAUAGUGAACGGCAUUAGAGAUCACUGGUGGUCCAGGUUAUGGAAGAAACACCUCGUUGAAGACUACGGCAAGUGGGCAGUGGUGACGGGCUGCUCAGAUGGUAUCGGAAAGGAAUAUGCAAAAGAGCUUGCCAAAAGUGGCAUGAAUAUUAUUCUCAUCUCACGCACAUUAGAGAAAUUGCAGAAAGUGUCUACUGAAAUUGGUCAGGAAUAUGGAGUUGAGACUGAAAUUGUACAGCUGGAUUUCAUGACAGGACGACCCAUUUAUGAGGACAUAGCAAAACACCUCGAGGAUAAAGAGAUUGGAGUUUUAGUUAAUAAUGUAGGUGUAAUGCUGUCCCAUCCCAUGGAGUUUGAGCUUUCAUCUGACAAAGACAUCUGGAACCACAUCAAUGUUAACAUGGCGUCUGUGCCGGCAAUGACGAAGCUGAUUCUUCCAGGAAUGUUGUCAAGAGGCAAAGGGGCAAUAAUUAAUGUAGCUUCAAUUGCUGGACUACACCCCAUCCCUCUAAUGGGGAUAUACUCUGCUUCAAAGGCUUUUGUUGAUUACUUCUCACAAGCACUAGACUGGGAAUACCGUGGAUCAGGCAUCACCGUCCAGACUGUUACCCCAUCCUACGUUUCUACUAACAUGACCAAAUUUUCAGAGCUUGUCCACAGACCUAGUGUGUUAAUCCCAACAGCACAAACGUUUGUCUCGAAUGCAUUACACACUCUAGGUUAUGCUCGUCGAACUAGCGGAUAUUGGGCUCAUGGCAUCCAAGUACACAUGGUGGAGACCUUUGUCAACAAGUGGAUGUUUAUGUAUGGCAACUAUAUGUGGAAUUCAUAUCUGCUGUGGAAUAUGAAAAAGAAUCAAGCCCGCAGCCGAUGAAGCUCCAGGUACUGAAGCUAACCACUGGGAGGCACAUCCAUUUUCUCUGAUGGCAGUACAUUAUUAGGUUAUGGAUCUAGGGAUGAGCAUCAACCCAUCAGUGUUUAGCGGGGGUCUUAUUGUUUAUUGUUAUUGAAAAUAGUUAUUUUAUUUUUAUACAUCUUUUAUACACUGUGUCUCACAAAAAUGUAAACACACUCACUGCUUUACCAAUUUUCAUGGAGAUCACUUGAAUACUUGUAUCACAACAGCAACAUUGUCCUCACUUGUUGAUGUACGAGGUCUCCUAAAUGUGAGGACAACGUUGCUGCUACAUUACAAGCAUUCACACAAUCUCCAUGAAAAUGUGUAAAGCAGUGUUAUGGAGUAUGUUUUUUUUGAGACACUGCAUGUCGCUAGCUUACUGUUGUGUUUACUUAUUGCAAUAAUGCACAGUUUUGAAGUAAUUGAAGGAAAUGCAAUGUAUCCUGUAAACCUGUUUCAUACAUUGAAAGAUGGCUUAUUUCUCAAGUGCUGUAUUUUAAGAUCAUGUUUUUUUUUGUUUUUUAAUAAACUUAUACUGUACAAAUAUGUGAGUGAGGGGAAUAUGACUCCAUGAUAAUUGUUGAAAGAGUUUUGAGGAUAUAACAAUAUUAGUUGUGUGGAGAAUCUACAACACUCCAGACCAGUUAUGAGUGUGACAAGUAGCUUCUUUCUAAUCAAAUUUGGAUUCACAGGGACACUGCCCUGUUUCUUCUGUUACAGUAGAACAUUGAUUUAAAGCGAUUCAAUUUAAGAUUAUUGAUUUAAAGCGACACCCACAAUUAAGGACAAUGUUUUAAUUUAAAGCGAAUCUUUCCUAUUUUG